Messenger RNA from Diorhabda carinulata, 7065 nucleotides. RefSeq names its product Ig-like and fibronectin type-III domain-containing protein 1. Lineage: Eukaryota; Metazoa; Arthropoda; Insecta; Coleoptera; Chrysomelidae. Gene Ontology annotation, molecular function: protein binding. The record is from RefSeq and is a predicted model, not a curated record. The transcript is spliced from 20 exons. Bases 303 to 4625 code for a protein of 1440 amino acids.
GACUAGUCAGUCGUGGAAGCGUCAUUAGAAGCGACGCUUGCAACGUCCAGUCGACUGCGCGCCGCGACGUAUCAUACGCGCGUUUUUUGUUGUUAACAACAUUGCACAGCAACCAGGACAAUUCGUUGAUUUUUUAUUGAUUUUCGUUGGGAAAUUGCAAAAUUUGAUGAUCGUGUUUGUGUUUGUUUUUCGAGGUGAAGGAAUUUUUAUAAAUCUUGAAUGAUAUCUGGUGAUUAAUUGAAGCAGUCAUUGUCAUUGCUGAAUAUUUCACCUGCUGGGGUCCUCAAUUAGCAAGAUUCGCAAUGCUUCUAUUAGUUUACCUAGCCGCCCUCAAUUUAGCACUAGCUGCGCUGCCUUCUAUGAGAGACAGUUUGACAAAUCCUGUCCACGUCUACGAAGGAGAAGACGCCCUUAUUACUUGCGUUGUAAGAAAUGUGGGUUCGAAUACGGUGAUGUGGAAAAAGGAAGAUAGAGAAAGACAUAGUACGAGAGUGUUGACAGCCGGUGAAAAUAGGGUUACUGCCGAUAAGAGAUUCGGGGUUUUGCAUGAUGCAGAUCCUCCUUCUAGUACAAGAGACGGGAGUGAUGUACAAUCUGGAGGUGACGUAUGGGUGCUGGUUAUUGAAGAUUCGAAGCCAACUGAUUCGGGGGUAUACGUUUGUGAAGUAAAUAGUAGUCCAAUUGUGAGGAGUUUCCAUAAAUUGAGCGUUUUAUCUAAAUCAAUGCUACCGCCAAAUUAUACUACAACCGAUUCGUCUAGUUCUUCGGAGGAUCAGAAACAAAUAAGUAGUAGAAAUCACAAUUACACCGAUUGUUGUGUUGCUAAAAAUGUAUCUACCGUGUGUUUAGGAUUCUGUAAUAUCCAAAGUAUUUUGGAAGAUUAUUUCGCAGGAACGACAGGACAAGACCCCGAACAAUGCGAAUCGGAUUUUCCUUCGAUAGUUAGUUGUAUGGCCGAUGGAAGGAAUCACGUACCUUGUUGUAUUCAAGAAAGAGUUCCGGAUAUAUGUCAGGACGUGUGUAGAGGAGAAUACACGGCAAUUACCGAUAACAUCAAGACGCAUUUUUCAUGUUCCUCUUACACUGAACAAACUUUAGCUUGCAUCGUCGAAGGAAUAGAGUUAUUACCAAGCCCGCCACAAGACGUGGAAGUAGAAGCUUUGACAGAAAGAUCUUUGCGAGUGUCUUGGUCUGAACCAAUCGCCAAUACGGAAACGAUAACCGAAUUCUCAGUAAACGUAACAUCUUUAAAAAGCUUCGAUUUAAGAAAUAUAGAUGAAGAAAACAAUAAUAAUCCCGUCUAUACACAAAGUGUUUUAGUAAAAGUACCCGGUACACAACGUAGUACGAUAUUACAAGAUUUAAUACAUUUCACAAUGUAUGAAAUAACUGUAACUGCCAUCAAUCGACACGGUUCAAGUUUACCAAGUUACAGUAUCCGAACGUUAACUUUAACACCAGGAAGUACGAAACAACCGAUAGCUUCUCAACCACCGCAACUACCCGAUAUAAAAAGCUGUUGCGUUAAUAAAGGCAUCGUCCAUAAUACUUGUAUGACUAAAUUGUGCGAUCCCAUUAUGGCUUCCUCGGUCGAAAUAACCGAUCUAAUGAUAUGCGCCCCGUGGGCGGCGGAUACAUUCGGAUGUUUAUCCAACGGUAUGGAUCAUACCCCUUGUUGCAGAGCGAGAGGAUUACCGGAUAUUUGUCAACAGUUGUGUACAGGAAACGUAUCUAUUAUAGAUUUCAAUUAUUUCAAAUGUCUCCGUUAUAUGAGCGAAUAUACUAAUUGUCUCCUUCAAGGAUACGGUGUCCUUCCCAGCUCCCCGACACAUUUCCGGGUAACGAACAUUGAAACGGAAUUCGCUAUCCUGCAUUGGUCGCUUCCUAAAACUCUCGGAGAUACUGUUCAGUAUUAUAACGUCUUCGUACGUAAAAUAGACGAUGAAACUAACGACUACAAAAUUAUAAGGAAAGUACAUAGUCCUUAUAUACUGGAAAAUUUGGAAAGCGAAACCGAUUACGAAGUUUACGUAGUAGCUGUUAAUUCGCAUGGAGUUGGUAUGCCUAGCGGGAUAUUGACUUUUAGAACUGGAAGCAAGUUAAUCGAAGAAAAGAUCGAAGAAUCGUUGACCUACAAUGUAACGGCGUGUUGUGUAGAAGCUCAAAUUAAUUCUGUAUGUUUUCCUCUAUGCUCAUACGACGCAAACAUGACGGAUAUCAAAGCGCUAGCAGGCGUUUGCAAAGGAGAAUUCCAGAAAAUAAUAAAAUGCGCCGCUGGUGGUAGAAAUCACGCUACGUGUUGUCAUAGACGUGGAGUUCCGUCUGGAUGUUUACCAGUUUGUAACGGAGUUCUAUUAAAUUCCUUCGCUUCGGCUACAACAAGCUGUGUACCUUACAUAGGUAACAUUGUUCAAUGUUUCGAAGAAGGUGCCGGGAAACUACCGGGUCCGAUAUCGGGACUUCACGGUGUUGUUGUCGACGAACAUACUCUUCUACUAGAAUGGAAUGCUCCGGAUAAUUCGACAAAUGUAACGGAUUAUAUAGUUUAUUAUCAGAAAGUUGAUAAUACAUCUAUGUAUGAGACUCUUUCUAAAUUGGAUAAGAGCUUAAAUACGUCUCUAACUACUGCAACUUUGACUGGUUUAGAAGAGAAUCAAAUGUACCAUGUAUUCGUGGUAGCCAAAAAUGAAGAAGGCACUUCGUUACCAUCUUCCAUUAUUGUUAUAAAGAUGACUAAAACUGAUGAUUCGAAAUGGGUGAACGGAGUUACGUCUCCGCCUCAUUCGUUAGCAGUUGCUAGUCACAGCGCCACGUGGGUUACGAUCACUUGGCAACCACCAGAAUUCAGUCACCCUUCUGAUUUGAUCACAUAUAGAGUUUUCCAUAAAUCGACAACUGAAGAAAGUUUCCACGUUAAAAAUGUAUCAGUUACAUCGUAUAUGAUCAAUAGCUUGAAUCCGAACACUCAGUAUAUCGUUUAUAUUCAAGCAGUAUCCGAUAAAGGAGUUAGCAUGCCCUCGGAGACUCUGAUAGCUUGGACUGAUCCCGCUUAUCCGGCUUUUGUUGAACCUCCCACGGUACAUCCUAUAAAUCUAGUGAUAGAAGGUAGUAGCAUGACGAUACUUUGCAUAGCUAUGGGUACUCCGAUGCCUACGAUUUCCUUGUAUAUUUCCGGAAGAUUGGUGAGACAGGAGACUACACGUCAUAUGGUAACAGUCAUACAUAACGUCACUAAAGACAUGGACCAAAUAUCUUGUUACGCGGAUAACGGUUACGGUACUCCUAUGCAGGCGUCAAGAAAAAUCAUAAUAAGUCACGGUCCUCAUAUUCAAGCUAGCGGUAUAACUAUGACUACUUUAGGGGAUUCUGUAACGCUGGAAUGUAAAGUGGAAGCCCAACCGGAACCAAAGAUGAUUUUUUGGAGGAACCACGAGGACCGCACCCCAGUUAUCCAAGGUGGUAAAUACGAUAUAUCUACCAAACAAAUUAGAGACGAAGACGAUAAAUAUUUAAUGCAACUCACCAUAAAACAAAUCACUGAUUCUGAUGUCGGCGAUUAUUACUGUCACGCCGAAAACGCUUUCGGUAGUUCGACUCAACCGGUAUCAGUAAGAAUAAGAAAUUUAGCUUCGAUCAAUAACUUAACGCAAUGUUGUAUCGAACAAAACGUCACUAGUACUUGCAUGGACGCUUGUUCGUUUUAUUUAGAUAUAGACGCCGUUAUCGAUAGGCUGGAAUGUAUACAGGAUUUCGGGAAAUUGAUGAAAUGCGCCAGCGACGGAUCUGAUCACAGGAAUUGUUGUGCUCAACGUAACGUUUCGAGAAGGUGUUUGGAUUGGUGUAGAGGAGAAUCGGUAUUGAAUAACAAAGCUUGUAUUUUGACGCAUACCAAGCAGAUCAUCAGUUGUUUCCACGAAGGAAGGGAUAAACUACCCGGACCUCCACAGAACGUCCACGUCGAUUUUAUAGAUUCGCAUACGGUUAGUAUAAACUGGGAUCCACCGACGAAAAAUCCGAACACAGUCGAAUUAUACAGGGUGAUGGUGAAAGCGACUGAAUCGCAGAGUAAAGAAAAUUUUAAAGAAGACACUGCAUUAACAAAUAUCAAAAUUCAAGAUCUAAAAGCUGGUGCUACGUAUUCGGUGGUGGUAAAAGCCGGAAACAGUAGAGGUACUUCGGUUUUAACGGAACCAUUGAGGUUUACCAUGAGCGAUAAAUAUAUAACUUCUGCCGCUAGUCAAGAAGGUCACGACGGUCACGUGGGUGUUAUAAUAGCCGUAGUUUUAGCUCUAAUAGUGGUAGCUGCGAUUUUUGCCGGCGCCGUUUGGUUCAUGAGAACGAGAAAAAUGUUGGGCAUCAAAAAUUCUAACGGCAUCGCUUUCGAAAAUCCUAGUUAUUUGAGAGAGGUCAAUAUGGAUCAUAUACAGGUUCCUCAAAGGGAAACGGAAACCACGCACCUGUCUAACGGUAACGCUAACGGUAUAUCUGUAUCGUCGUCAUCGGGUGAUGUAGGUUGGAAAAACGAAGUUUUACAAGUACCGGCUCAACAAGAAGUGAAUCCUACUCUAUACGAAGAGCUGAAAUUAGGACAAGACGGAGCGGGUUUCAAGAGAUUGAAACCCUAGUAUGAGGAUUCGGAAGAGCAAGGCGUAGAGUCUAGGUUCUAAAAGUUUCUCACAUAUUGUGAUAGUAAAUAGAUAAUUUGAAGGGAAAUUUCGAGGCAGUUAAUUGAUUGAUCGGGUGAAAGGGCGGUAAAGUUUCCGGGUAAUAACAACUGCCUUUGGAAAUUUCUUAUAUUUUAGGUAUUGUACAAGUUUCAUUUUUAAUAUUUUCACAAUACCUCAGUAGCGUAGUAUAACUGUUAGUUUGUUUUUCAUUAUAAAAAAAAAUGUGAUUUUUUAAUACCAAUAAGUUGUGGGACAACAAGAAAAAUUAGAUUAGGGAAAAGAAUAAGUUGUAGGUAGCUAGGUAUUAAAUAUUCGCACACAAGUUCGAGAUGUGGAUAACUAGAUUGCAAUAUUUUAUUACAAAAACCGCGAAAUUGGGGUUUUCAUAUACAGAACAAAAAAAAUUAGGAAAAAAAAAAUAAGAUAGCACCUUUUAAGAUAUUUUUGAUCCGAUUUAUUUCACUUUGAGAUCAUUUAAAUGUGAAAUAUUAGAAUACAAUUAUUUUUAUAUCACCAGCAAUCCAACAAAGUUUCUUCUCUUAUAUACAGGACGUCCCUCAAUCAAUUCUGUAAAUUCAAAAGGUACGAACCUUUAGAAAUUAGAAAUAACACGGAGUCAAAUCGGGUUACUGUGGAUGAUUUAUUAGACUGGUAUUUAACGAGAUAACUCACUUAAUCCUGAAGCCUUUAUAAUCUUUUCAGAUGUACCAUAUGCUUGAGUCUCUAUCCCACAGCGGUUUCCAUACUUUCCUAUCCUGUGUUUUUUGUUCAGCUCUUUCUCCGUCUACUUUUCGUUUUAUUCUUCCGUAUUAAUCGUUUUUCUUCCAUUGUCAUAACAUAACUAAAUAAUUUUAAUUGUCCUUCGCCGAUUUUGUUUCAAAUUCAAAUUUCCUUUUAUAACGCUAUUCCUUAUCUCGUCGUAUCUUGAUUUAUCAACUAUUUUUCUUAUAAAUCUCAAUUCUUUACUUUGUAUUUCGAUUUUUUCUUUGUGAGUGUCCAUGUCUCUUCCUUUUUGGACAGAAACUGUGUUUUAAUUGCAUUGAAUAAUCUUCCAGCUGCUCCUGUUCCCUUACUUAUCUCUUGCUGCAAUAUUUCAAGGUAUUUCAAGUUUUUGAUCUGCUCUAUAUUUGAUUCUUUUAAUUUUAUCAUAUGCUUCGUAUUCGUUCACGAAACUUAUCAAGUCAAAAAUAAGUUAUUUGGAGUUAAUAUGACCAAGUCACUGAUAAGAAUGGUUCCAAGUACCGAAUAAAUUGAUCAAGUCUUAUAUUUACAACAUCUUGUCAUAAUAAACGACGAAAAAAUUGAUAUAGUAGAGAGAGAUAUUGCUCAAAAUAUUCCACCGUUGUAAACAACCCUGAAAAGAAAGCAGAAAACAAAGUCUUCCCCAAGAAUUUCAUCUGAUGAGAACCUAUGGUACAAGAAUCGGUCAAGCAUGGAAAUGAUUUGGAAUUUACUCAGUUUUUAUGAUAAACUUUUAUUGAGUAACAACGAGUUUAUCUUACAAAUCUACGGGCCAUUAGUCUUUUUAUUUUAGUUCCAUCUUCAACAAAGUGUUGAUUAUUUGCUUGAACAUCGGCAGCCAAGACAAACGAUAAACUAUAAAGAAAACAAAAAUAGAAAACGGGGAAUAAUCCACGUCAAAAAAGGAUUUUGAAGCGCUAAAAGCGAUGGCCAUAACCAUAAUCCAAAGGAUUGAAAGGGUUGAUGAUGAUGACGAUGAUGAUGAUGAUGAUGACAUUAGUUUGCGUUAAUUCUAAUAACAGAGAGUUUUGGAUUGAAAUACUUGAAUUGCUUGUUUGAAGACUCUUUCAAUCUCUUUUCCAUAUGUCCAUAGAAAACUUAAGGACAAUCGCUAUUAUUUGUGGUACACGUAAUCUGAUUUGAUUUAUCUGUUUCCAUUUUUUUGAGCCAGGAUUCCAGAAGUAUUAUGUGGUUUUGAAGAUAAUCUGAUGCUCAAAUUGGAUUUUUAUUUAAUGAAAUAACUGUUGUAUCGUCUGCAAACGGAGGAGGAGGAGUUGAGCAAGUCAUAUUGUUUUGUUAACUUUUAUUUGUAAGCCCCCAAUAACUUUUUUAUAGAAAACAUAAAAUAUACAAUAAGGAACUAAAUUAGAUCGUAAAUUUUUCGGUUCUACUGUCACAUUUAUAUGAUCUUUUUCUUUAAAUAUUACGUGAAAAAUACCAAAAAAAAUGGAAUGUAAUAAUAGUCGACUAAUCGUGAGGAAUUAUUUGUGUACUGAUAUUAAUAUAUUAAGUACAUUUAAAUGUGCCUUGAAAAAUUAUUGUUAAUGAAACUAUCGAUUCCAUGUGUAGAAAUUUAUAUCAUUUUCGUUUGUACAUAAUUUCUAACAAUUUGUAAAAUAUAUUUAGUGUCAUAGUAAUAAAAUUUAUCACAACCAAA